CUGCUGAGAAGUCCCAGAGCAGCGCGUUAAACUUUGAAUAUGAGAACCUCCAUUCCUCUCCUCGCGCUAAUCACCCUGCUCGGUGCGCAUGCGCUGCACGGCCUCCAGGUGACGUCGCGUCCAGGACCGCGUCACGGACUGGACCCGCAGCUCCGGGAGGAGGUCUUCACCCAGACCCUAGACCACUUCAACUUCCACAGCUUUGGGAACGGGACCUUCAACCAGCGGUACCUGAUCUCAGACCGGUUCUGGACCCGUGGUUCUGGUCCGGUCUUCUUCUACACGGGCAACGAGGGCGACGUCUGGAGCUUUGCCUCCAACUGCGGCUUCAUCACCGAGCUGGCCGCCGAGAUGGGAGCGCUGCUGGUCUACGGGGAGCACGGGGACCCUCUGGCUCCAACAGGGACCCUCUGGCUCCAACAGGGGACCCUCACUGUGGAGCAGGCGCUGGCCGACUACGCCGUGAUGAUCAGGGAGCUGAGGCUGGAGGCCCCCGGGAGCCCCGUGGUCGUGUUCGGAGGAAGCUAUGGCGGGAUGCUGGCGGCCUACAUGAGGAUGAAGUACCCCAACAUGGUGGCAGGAGCUCUGGCGGCCAGCGCCCCCAUGCUGUCCACCGCCGGGCUGGGAGACCCCGCGCAGUUCUUCAGAGACGUCACCGCUGACUUUGAGGGCGUGUCCUCUGACUGCAGAGACGCUGUGAGAGGAGCCUUCCAUCAGCUGGCUGAACUCGCCCAACAGCAAGACUACGCCCUCAUCCAGUCGUCCUUCUCGCUGUGCCAGCCUCCGUCUUCCUCUCAGGACGUGCGGCAGCUCAACGGGCUGCUGAGGAACGCCUUCACCCUGAUGGCCAUGAUGGACUACCCCUACAGCACGGCCUUCAUGGGCGCCAUGCCCGCCAACCCCGUCAAGGUGGCCUGUGACGCCAUGCUGAGUGGACCGGACCUGCUCUCCAGCCUCCGGAGCGCCGCAGGCAUCGUGUACAACUCCUCUGGGCUGCUGACCUGCUUCGACCUCUACGGCCUGUUCGUGGAGUGUGCCGACCCCACGGGAUGCGGCCCGGGUCCGGACGGCGUGGCCUGGGACUACCAGGCGUGCACCGAGGUCGCUCUGUGCUACGAGAGCAACAACGUGACGGACAUGUUCCCCCCCAUGAGCUUCACCCCGGAGGACCGCCGCCGCUACUGCGCCCGGCGCUGGGGGGUGGUCCCCCGGCCCGCCUGGCUCGGGACCCAGUUCUGGGGCGACGAACUCUCCUCAGCCAGCAACAUCAUCUUCUCCAAUGGAGACCUGGACCCAUGGGCCAACGGAGGGGUGAGGAGGUCUCUGAGCUCCUCUCUGGUGGCCCUCAACAUCUCUGGAGGAGCUCAUCACCUGGACCUGAGAGGAUCCAAUGAAGCUGAUCCAGAGUCAGUCAUCAGAGCCCGGAGGACAGAAGCAGAGCUCAUCGCCCAGUGGGUGAAGACGGAGAGGACCAGACUACAGGGGGCCCUGUAGGGGGUCUGGACCUGGACCAGACUACAGGGGGCCCUGUAGAGGGUCUGGACCUGGACCAGACUACAGGGGGCCCUGUAGGGGACCUGGACCAGACUACAGGGGGCCCUGUAGGGGGUCUGGACCUGGACCAGACUACAGGGGGCCCUGUAGAGGGUCUGGACCUGGACCAGACUACAGGGGGCCCUGUAGGGGACCUGGACCAGACUACAGGGGGCCCUGUAGGGGGUCUGGACCUGGACCAGACUACAGGGGGCCCUGUAUGGGUCUGGACCUGGACCAGACUACAGGGGGCCCUGUAUGGGUCUGGACCUGGACCAGACUACAGGGGACCCUGUAGGGGGUCUGGACCAGACUACAGGGGGCGCUGUAGGGGGUCUGGACCUGGACCAGACUACAGGGGGCCCUGUAUGGGUCUGGACCUGGACCAGACUACAGGUGGUGCUGUAGAGGGUCUGGACCAGACUACAGGGGACCCUGUAGGGGGUCUGGACCAGACUACAGGGGGCCCUGUAGAGGACCUGGACACAGGAGGACUCCCUCGGUCCCGUCUGUCUCUGAGAAAGGAUCCGACACAUGUUUGUCUCUGGAACAGAAGCUCAAUAAUCGACACAGUUUUUCAGUUUAAUAAAAUCUCUUUAAUGUUUACAA
This is a messenger RNA of Pseudoliparis swirei, 2142 nucleotides long. RefSeq names its product dipeptidyl-peptidase 7 (gene dpp7). The record is from RefSeq and is a predicted model, not a curated record. Gene Ontology annotation, cellular component: vesicle. Bases 40 to 1494 code for a protein of 484 amino acids. The transcript is spliced from 13 exons. Gene Ontology annotation, molecular function: dipeptidyl-peptidase activity; serine-type exopeptidase activity. Lineage: Eukaryota; Metazoa; Chordata; Actinopteri; Perciformes; Liparidae. Gene Ontology annotation, biological process: proteolysis.